CAUUACAAACAGUGUUUGAUAAUCUUUAAAUGUUUUGUGAUGAAUUGAAUUGAACAUUGAAUUGAAUCCUGCUUCAUCUUCUCUUCUUCAGGUUUCUGGGUCCUGCUGCAGAUGAAGCCUGUCAGUAUGUGACUGGAAUUGUGGGUAAAAACCCGUUACUCCUGAGAGAGCUGAAUCUGAGUGAACAUGAACUAGGAGACACACGAGUGAAUCAGAUCGCUGCUCUACUGCAGGAUAAACACUGUCAACUCAACACACUGAUUCUGAAUAACAGCUGUAUCACAGAAGGAGGUUGUCAUGUUCUGGCUGCAGCUCUAAACUCAAACCCUUCAAAUCUGACAGAGCUGGAUCUGAGUGAGAAUAAACUAGGAAACCCAGGAAUGAAGAUCAUCUUGACUCUGUUUGAAAAUGUACAGUGUAGACUGGAAAAGCUGAAGUUAAACUGCAUCAGUAUUACAGAUGAAGGUUGUGCUGCUCUGGCAUCAGCGUUUAAUUCAAACCUCAGAGAGCUGGAUCUGAGCAGGAAUCAAAUAAGAGACUCUGGAGUGACAGAAAUCUCCAGUCUGCUGAGAAAUUCACAGACACUACAGAUACUCAGACUUUCAGAUUGCAGUAUCACUGAAGAAGGUUAUAAAGCUCUGUCUUCAGCUCUGAGAUCAAACCAUUCACACCUGAUAGAGCUGGAUCUCACGGGGAAUGAUCCUGGACAAUCAGGAGUGAAGCAGCUCAGUGAUUUACUACAGGAUCCAAACUGUCAACUGAAGACACUGAGGUUUGUGGGUCCUGCUGCAGAUGAAGCCUGUCAGUAUGUGACUGGAAUUGUGGGUAAAAACCCGUUACUCCUGAGAGAGCUGAAACUGAGUGGACAUGAACUAGGAGACACACGAGUGAAUCAGAUCGCUGCUCUACUGCAGGAUAAACACUGUACACUCAACACACUGAUUCUGUAUGGAUGCAGUAUUACAGAGAAACAGUGUCUCAUCCUGACUUCAGCUCUGAAAUCAAACCCAUCACACCUGAGAGAACUGAAGCUGAGCUGGAAUAAACUCGGAGACUCUGGAGUGAAACACCUCAGCGAUCUACUGAUGAACACACAAUGCAAGCUGGAGAAACUAGAUCUGUGUGGAUGCAGUAUUACAGAGAAACAGUGUCUCAUCCUGACUUCAGCUCUGAAAUCAAACCCAUCACACCUGAGAGAACUGAAGCUGAGCUGGAAUCAAAUAAAAAACACAGGAGUGAAUCACUUAUGUGACGUACUGAAGGAUUCACGCUGUAAACUGGAGAGAUUGAGUCUUUAUGACUGUGGCAUUACAGAUGUUUCUUCUUUAACUCAGUCUUUGAGAAACACAAAAGCUCUGCAGUUUCUAAAAGAGCUUGAUCUGAGAUGUAAUAAGAUUAGAGACUCAAAGCAGCAGCUCAUUGAUGUGCUACGAGACUCAAACUGUAAACUGAGUGUAGAUACACAUCCAUCACCAGAAGUCCCUGAUUGAGUUCAAUCACCAGAAGAUGAUAAAUGCUGUAUAUCAUAGUUUGAAGUCGUCUUGAGAGGAGCAGUAAACAUCAGGUGAAGAUCCACAGAAGAGCUGCACUACUGCGUCUAUGAGGAGAAAUAAAUGUGUGAUAAAUGUGUAAAUGUGAUCCAUACACGUGAAGAGACUCAGACUUUACAAUGAAAUAAUGCAGCAUGUGUUAGAAACAUGAUAUUGAAUGAUUAAUGUUGUUUUAGUAUUCAAAAUAAUGAUCAUUUUGUUUAAUUUAAAGCUGUAACAGAUGAAGAAGCUCAGAUGAGUCUGUCUGGCUCUUCAGUUUAAUAAUAUUUGUAUUAAACUCAUCCAUAAUUAUUCAGAUGUUUAAAUGUGAUUGUCAAGUGCAGCACUUAAAUGUAUCUAAAUAUAUUAAGCAAAUCUUCAAUGUGAAAUUUCCAUGUUACUUAAAACAUUUACAUGAUCUCUCUUACAUUUUAUACACAUUGUUAUUCUGUUUAAUGUUAUAUUAAGUUAGUUAUAUGUCUGUCUGUUGCUAACAAUCACAAAUCCUCUCAUUACAACAAAAGCAGAAACACAAUGUAAAUAAAAGAUGGAUUGUGCAGUUUUGACAGAUGAAUUGAUUAAAACAGGAGUUUUCACACACA
This is a messenger RNA of Onychostoma macrolepis, 2131 nucleotides long. Its product is annotated as ribonuclease inhibitor-like. The transcript has 9 exons. Lineage: Eukaryota; Metazoa; Chordata; Actinopteri; Cypriniformes; Cyprinidae. Gene Ontology annotation, molecular function: protein binding. The coding region runs from base 381 to 1490 and encodes 369 amino acids. The record is from RefSeq and is a predicted model, not a curated record.